UCCAGCCAUUAUUAUAUGCUCGCCGAAUCAGAUAACCAUUAGCGCAAUGAGGCAUCUCAACAAAACUCUUGUAGAAGGCAAACGAGCUCUAAAUUUGAAAAUUAUUCUGCCACAAUUAUUGGGCUUCUACGAAUUAGUCGGGGACUUGAAUCCUGAUGAUCUCGAGAACUUACAGAAUUUAAUAACUCUUAAUCGUUAUAAUUCCUUAGAAGUGAUGGGUAUGCUGCCACAAAGCUGUGAUGACUUCCUAAAACUUUGCUUUUUCAAGGGAAAGCGAUAUCCGAACUGCAAAGGUCUCUUUAAUCCAAUAUUGACAAAACAUGGCAUGUGCUGCACCUUCAACAGUAAAUACCAUUAUAAAAAAAAUAAAAGAAAUGAAAGAAUAUUAAAUUUCAAACCAAAAACAACAUCGAAGACUGGUUUGAGCGAAUCUUUAGUUGUUGUAGCUGAUUAUAAUCCCGAUGACGCUCUAGCUGGGACCAUUCUGAAUGCCGGUGCCAUUAGGGUUAUGUUUACUGACUGGACGGAAUUCCCUGCGGACGAUGAAUCAAACUUAGUGCAUCCCAAUUCGGAGUCGUCUUACAUAAUCCAUCCUACAUAUACGUACUGCUCAGAAGACGUCAUCACCCUGCCCGCCUGGAGUCGCAAAUGUUACUUCGAAGAUGAGUAUACGCUGCCACACUUCAGAAAGUAUCACAACUCUGACUGUGACCUGCUGUGUCACGUGCACGAGCUGGAGCGCCUUUGUCGCUGCACGAUGAUCUAUGUACCCAAUAUCUACUUAAGUCGCGCUUGUAAUGUCACUAGCAUCGAUUGCAUUGUAAAAGCGAAGAUGCAAAUGAACAAGUGGUACCGUACUGAACAGUGUGAUUGCCCUCGUGAUUGUGUAUCAUUUCGUUAUCGUGUGGAAAUGAUAUUGGGAAAUCUCGACGCAUUGCCUCAUAUCAUGUUCGACCCCUUUUCGGAUAUCGUGUUCAAUAAAACUACUUCCAUUUUGCAAUUUUUCAUUCCAAGUCCUGUUUAUGUGAAACAAAAACAAGAGACUGUCAUGUCACUUAUAACUUUAUCAUCAAACCUUGGUGGCGUUUUUGGAUUAUGUAUGGGCUGGAGCGCAAUCAGCAUGUUAGAAAUAUAUUUUUAUAUUUAUUUGUUAAUCAAGAAUAACAUUAAAAAACGACUACAAAAUGUUUCAAAGAAUAAAGUAGACUUAGCUCAGUAA
This is a messenger RNA of Nymphalis io (European peacock), 1219 nucleotides long. Its product is annotated as sodium channel protein Nach-like. Gene Ontology annotation, molecular function: ligand-gated sodium channel activity. The record is from RefSeq and is a predicted model, not a curated record. Gene Ontology annotation, cellular component: membrane. Bases 47 to 1219 code for a protein of 390 amino acids. Lineage: Eukaryota; Metazoa; Arthropoda; Insecta; Lepidoptera; Nymphalidae. The transcript is spliced from 9 exons. Gene Ontology annotation, biological process: sodium ion transmembrane transport.